This is a messenger RNA of Candidozyma haemuli, 1557 nucleotides long. RefSeq names its product Sds24p (gene SDS24). Bases 1 to 1557 code for a protein of 518 amino acids. Gene Ontology annotation, molecular function: protein serine/threonine phosphatase inhibitor activity. NCBI's taxonomy places the organism in Eukaryota, Fungi, Ascomycota, Pichiomycetes, Serinales, Metschnikowiaceae. Gene Ontology annotation, biological process: cellular response to glucose starvation; regulation of mitotic metaphase/anaphase transition. The record is from RefSeq and is a predicted model, not a curated record. The transcript has a single exon.
AUGUCCUUCCAGAGAUCACCACUGUCGCCCCAUCAGGGCAACCAACAGCUCCACCAGCCUUUGGCUGGCCACCACAGCUCCCUGUCUCAUAGCGGCUCGGUUUCCAGAAAACACUCCAUUGUGGAAAUGUUGCUGUCGCCUCCUCCGCUUCCCGUAGACGGCCACCAGGCGUCCAUUGACGAUUUUUCGUUAUCAAGAAACACCUCCGUUUCAUCUAGAGCGCUGUCAGUGUUCCAGGCAGGCGGCAACACUCGUAACGACUGGCCCGAUGUGAUUUUGGGCGAUUUGGCGGAGUCCAAUAAGCUUAUCGCCAUCAAUAGAACAUACUCCGUGCAGAAGGCCUUUGAGACGUUAAUAUCACAUAACUUGACCUCCUUGCCGGUACUGUGCUCUACUGACUCGUCUGAUUUAUCCAAUUGCUUGUCGUUUGACUAUUCUGACUUGAACACAUACCUUUUGUUGAUUAUGAACAAGAUUGCCAUUAGCGACUUGUGCGUGGAUGACAUUCCCGAUGAGAAUGGUGAUACCAACGCCUUGACCCCGCAGCAGAAGCAUGAAAAGCUUCACCAGCUCGUGGCUAGGGCAAAGAAGGGCGAAGAAGUUCCUGUUGACUUUAUCGUGCGUUUGCAUCCUAAAACGCCGUUCGUAAGGCUUAAGGAUAACGAAUCAUUAUUCAAGGCUGUUGAGUCCUUUGGAAAUGGUGUUCACAGAGUUGCAAUUGUCGAUAAUGCAAACAAAAUCACAGGUAUUCUUUCCCAAAGAAGAACAAUUAGAUUCCUUUGGGAAAAUGCCAGAAGAUUCCCAUCUCUUGAGUUCUUGCUUAACUCUUCAUUGCAAGAUUUAAAGAUCGGAUCUACAUCUCCAAUCACAAUCCAAGGUGAUCAACCCUUGAUUGAGGCUUUGCAAAAAAUGUUCGACGAGAGAGUAUCAUCGCUUGCUGUUAUCGACAAGAACAAGUCCUUGGUUGGAAACAUCUCCAUUGUCGAUGUCAAGAAUGUCUCAUCCACAAAGAACUCCCAUUUAUUGUUCAAACCAGUGACAAAUUUCAUUUCUUACAACUUAUCUCAAAAGGGUAUUGAACGUGGCCAGGACCAGUUCCCCAUUUUCCAUGUCAGCCAGCAGAGCUCUUUAGGUAGAGUCAUUGCAAAGUUGGUGGCCACAGAAUCGCACCGGUUGUGGAUCGUGGAGACCAGAGGUGCCUCUCAUAUUGGAUCGGCAUCUGGUCCUCCAAGUACCGUCGAAGCUGCUCUUUCCAAUGAAGGCAUUCAGCCUGAAAGCGGACGCCCAGGAAAGCUUGUGGGUGUCGUUACAUUGACCGAUAUCUUAGGCUUAUUUGCCCAUCAUAAAUCGGGCGUCAAGAUCGAUCCACAAACGGCAAGAAACCACAGAAGACGUUCUUCGACUUCCACAACUAGAUCUUCCAUCGAGAGCUCCCAUCUCCCGUCUGGUAACACUACGGCAUCUACACCAACAUCGCAACCACAUCUCCAGCCCAACCAAGACAUGUUCAGAAAGACAUACCAAACCGGGCAGAGAGAAAGCGCUUUUGAACAGUAA